Molecule: messenger RNA, 756 nt
Organism: Suillus clintonianus
Lineage: Eukaryota; Fungi; Basidiomycota; Agaricomycetes; Boletales; Suillaceae
Exons: 7
Coding region: 1-756 (251 amino acids)
Source: RefSeq, a predicted model, not a curated record
AUGUGUCCCGCACGUAUUUCUAUGGACUCUGACAACAAUUUGAUAAUGGCGGCUGUCAGGGGCCAGUAUGACAUCUCUCCUGAGGAUGAAACUAUUGUCGUAGAACCCACCUCCGAACUAGAAUCACCAGAAAAAGAAAAAUGCGGCCCUGGUCGCCCUCCCAAGCCCAAGGAAGCACCACAUAAUGUCUCGAUCUCGUAUACUCUCAUAAUGUUCUCCUACUCGGAAAUGAAGAAACCAAAAGCAAGGAGAAGCGGAGAACCUGCCAUCAUCAAGUUUUUGAAUGACAAGCCUUUCGAUACCCUCAAAGCCCAAAUACUCAAAUGCAUCUCGGAAGCACUGAAACCGAAGAAACUUGCCUAUUACAAUUAUAAAGUAACAUUCACAGUCGCAUGGCACCAAACAUUACCAUUAUCCUUGAAGAAACAGUCGGAAUUCUAUCACCUUCUUGAAUGUUUGUCAAAAAUGAAGGCUCCUGCAGCAAAGAUUCUCGUUGAGGCCUCAAAAAAACCUGAUCCACCAACAACCAGCGAGGACAGUGAUACGAGCCAGGGAAGCAAUAGCGACAGUGAUUGGAAGAAGAAGAAGAUGAAGAAAAAGGACCCUAGUGAACUCCCACUCAACGUCGAGCUAGAGUCACCUCUCCACAGGCUCAUACCAUGGUAUAUAUACAUCAACUUCACACCUAUCCACAGUAUACCUAUUGGUCAAGCUAAGCCUAAGGCUAGUUUGACCCUAAAGGGGCCUGCUGUCUGA